AUGGGAGAUGGAGAUGUAGACGUUAUUGUUAAAGCUGUCCAAAAUCUUUUUGAUUCUGUAAAAAACCCAAGUCUUAGUUUGGGACUAUAUCGAACAUUUAUUGACGUGGUCCCCAGUGGGCUCCGUGAUCUCAGCCCUACUUCUUUCAACCCUCGGGUGGUUUCUAUUGGACCUCUUCACAAAGAUGAACAACAUCUUCAGCCAUUUGAUGAGCAGAAAGUGAAGUAUGCUCAUAAACUAUUGUAUUCUCCUGAUUAUUCCCUUCCCAACCAGAUGCUAAAAGAAUGUGUGGAGAAAGUGGUUGCUAAAACAGACAGAAUCAGAGCAUGUUAUGACAAGAUAAAGAUGGAAAAAUACAAUGACACUGAACUUGCCAAAAUGAUGGUUAUCGAUGCAUGUUUCAUACUCGAAUACCUUGGAAGAUCAGAAUUCAAUGUUGAAAAUAGAUCCUUUUGGCGUGGGCAAUCUAUAGUUUAUGACAUGGUGCUCGUAGAAAACCAAAUCCCUUUCUUUAUUCUUCAAGACAUCUUUGAUAGCACCAUUUUGAAAUCUGAACCUACAGCCUCACUUACUACCCUUUUGCUUCCACUUGUACAAAUUUGUAACAUCUUUGAAACAAGCUUAACAGCCAAUAUCACCCCCCGUUUAAAUUUUCAAGAUCAUAUCCUUGGCUUUCUUGAAAAUUGUUUCCAUCCAUCAAGAAACAACUCUCCUUCAGAAGGAUUACCAAGUUCAGCAAUACACUCGGCUGUAGAACUGGACAGGGCAGGGGUGAUCUUUAAACCUAAUAAUCCAGAUGAAACUUGGUCAAUGGCUAUGGAGUUCAAGUCAUGUCCAUUAAGCUGCUUCUCAUGGUGUUGGGUGGAUACAGAAGAAGACAUUGCUAAGUUGAUAGAAUCAAAGGUCGUUCUCAACCAUUUAGGCUCAAACGAAAAGGCUGCAGACAUGAUCAACAGCCUUUGCAAACAACAACCCAUACGGAUGUUUUGUUACGUUGAUCAAUGGCAAGAUAUGGAUACCCACUACAACAAUUACUGGCCCAAAAAUAUUGCAGCUUUGAAGCGUACGUAUUUUAGUAGUCCAUGGAGUAUGAUUACUCUUGUUGGAGGGAUCGCUCUCUUUGUUCUUACAGUGAUUCAGACUAUCUAUGCUGUCCGUGCUAGAUAG
Messenger RNA from Lactuca saligna, 1167 nucleotides. The record is from the annotation of a GenBank genome assembly. NCBI's taxonomy places the organism in Eukaryota, Viridiplantae, Streptophyta, Magnoliopsida, Asterales, Asteraceae.